This is a messenger RNA of Stegostoma tigrinum, 7141 nucleotides long. RefSeq names its product anoctamin 11 (gene ano11). Lineage: Eukaryota; Metazoa; Chordata; Chondrichthyes; Orectolobiformes; Stegostomatidae. Bases 160 to 3372 code for a protein of 1070 amino acids. Gene Ontology annotation, biological process: chloride transmembrane transport. The transcript has 28 exons. Gene Ontology annotation, cellular component: plasma membrane. Gene Ontology annotation, molecular function: GTPase activity; protein dimerization activity; GTP binding. The record is from RefSeq and is a predicted model, not a curated record.
GUGUCCGGGGCGGUUACCAUGGAGAUGCCAAGAACCCAGCAGGCCGCUGUUUUGAGGGCACGAUGUGGGCAGUUAGGAUCAGCGACCAACAGAAAAAUGCGGGAAAUAUUCGUUGCUUUCUAAUGGAAAUUGGAUGUCCUUGAGCUCCAUGCCCAAGAAAUGGCAGUUCUGGUGAAGUCAGGAUCUCUGGUAACAGCCGACUGGCUCAGCUCUGUGGAUGGCCAGGAGUAUCUAGCCAGCAUCUUGCGCAAAAACAAGAGAAAAGUGUUUGGAUUACUUGAGCGACCAGUGCUCCCUCCACAGAUUGCACCUGACAUUGCUAGUUACAAGAUCUUUCUGUCUGGGAAGAGUGGAGUGGGAAAAACUGCAGCAAUAGCAAAGUUUGCUGGUUUAGAAAUCUCCAGUGUACAUCAUGAGACCACAGGAAUUCAGACAAGGACAGUUUAUUGGCCAGCAAAACUGGUGGAGAGUGGUCGAGUGAUCAUGUUUCGCUUUCAGUUCUGGGACUGCGGUGAGGCCUCACUGAAGAAAUUUGACCACAUUCUUGCAGCCUGCAAGGACAAAGCUGAUGCCAUCUUGUUCCUUUUCUCCUUCACUGAUCGGUCAUCAUUCAACGAUUUGCCUAGUCAAAUGUCACGGAUCGUGGAUGAUUCUGAGAAAAUUGUUAAAAUUGUGAUUGGCACCAAAUUUGACCAGUACAUGCAUACUGAUGUUACUGAGAGGGAACUUCGCGAUUUCCAGCAAACGUGGCACCUGCCUGUCUUCAAAAUGAAGAGCAUCAAUGGUCCACGAUUGUCAGAUGGAAAAACUCUUGAUGGCAAAGCAGGGCUGCUGGAGGGGGAUGACAAUGAUGAAGACUUGUGUAUUAAUUCCAACAGUGGUUACAGCCCUGACCACAGAGGGAACUAUUUCAGUGAUGGGACAACAAAAGUUGAUUUUGUGCUUGUUUGGGAGGUGAAAAAGAAAAGGUCAAAAAGGCAGAAAGUGAGGUCCUCAUAUCAGGAAAUGGAAAGAGAAGAAAAAGAUCCAACAAAAAUGAACUUGUACAACAGACAUGAAAAAUGGAGAAACAAAUUUGUGAAAAAUUUACAGAAUGCAGGGCUUUUGAUGGAGAAGGAUAUAACUAUCAGUGAGAAGAAGAGUAUCCAUUACCUGAAGCUGAGUGCCCCCUGGGAUGUACUGGUGUAUUAUGCUGAAGAGUUGUCGCUGAGGGCUCCACUACAGGCUCUGCCCAACCCCUGCAUGAAUAUGUCUGAGAUAAUCCUGGAAAAGCUCAGUAUUCCCAACAUAAUGACUGAGCAUGUUCCCAACAGGCCAGUGGAUUAUUACACCUGUCCCUUCCGUAAAUCCAAGCUGGACAAGUUUUUGGGAAGCUAUAAUCAUGAGACAUACUUUACUAACACGCAGAGGCAUCGGAUUGUUUGUGAAAUUCUAGCCACAACAGUGUACGGGAAAAGGAAAAGAAUACAAGUUGGGAUUGAUCGCUUGCUAAAUGAAAACGUCAUUACAUCUGCCUUCCCGCUCCAUGAGGGCCCCUAUGAAUUACCAGAGUAUGAAGUACCUCCAGAAAGUCUGAAUCCAAGACAAAGUUUGUAUAAGUAUUGGGCUCGUUGGUCCCAGUGGUAUAGAUAUCAACCACUUGAUCACAUCCGAGAGUACUUUGGAGAAAAGAUUGCCAUUUACUUUGCUUGGCUGGGCUUUUAUACAACUUGGCUUCUCCCUGCUGCUAUAGUUGGGACAUUGGUCUUCAUCUCUGGGCUGAUGUCAAUGAAUACAAGCAAACCAGCAGAAGAGAUUUGUAAUAGCAGCAACCUGUAUCUCAUGUGCCCUCUCUGUGACACUUGUGAUACCUGGAAUAUUUCAGAGAUCUGUUCCAUGGCUAAACUUGGUUACCUCUUUGACCAUCCUGGCACAGUCUUCUUCAGCAUCUUCAUGUCUUUCUGGGCAGUGGCCUUCUUGGAACACUGGAAACGGAAGAAUGCCACUCUGGCACAUCACUGGGAUUCCGUGAACUUUGAGGAAGAGGAGGAACGUCCCAGACCUGAGUUUGCUGCAAGGGCACCAACGAUGGAACAGAAUCCAAUCACUGGAAUCAAGGAGCCAUAUUUCCCUGAGAAAGAUCGCCUAUCCCGAAUCAUCACAGGAUCAAUGAUUAUCAUAAUUAUGUUGCUUAUAGUGAUGAUUUUCCUGGUGACCGUGAUCAUGUACCGUGGGAUUAUCAGUGUGAUGAUGUACCACACAGGCAACACUAUCCUAAAGACUCAGGCUGGAAACAUAGCGAAUAUCAGCAGCUCCUUAGUAAACCUUAUUCUCAUCCUGCUCAUGGGCCAGAUCUACACUUCUCUGGCAGAAAAACUCACCAGAUGGGAGAUGCACCGCACACAGUCGCAGUUCGAAGAUGCAUUCACAUUUAAAGUGUUUGUGUUCCAGUUUGUUAACUUCUAUUCCUCUCCAUUCUAUGUGGCAUUUGUCAAAGGAAGGUUUGUGGGUUACCCAGGACAUUAUGGAAAGCUGUUUGGGAUGAGAAAUGAGGAUUGUGGCUCAGGAGGAUGUCUGAUUGAACUAGCUCAGCAACUUUUCAUAAUCAUGGUCGGGAAACAGAUGAUCACCAACAUUGAGGAGUUUGCCAUCCCGAAGCUAAAGGCCUGGAGGCAGAAACGAAAACUGGCCGUUGCCAGGGGCUCUCAGAUCUGUCAAGAGCACAAACAAUGGGAGGAUGACAAUGAACUCAUUCCCCCUGAAGGCUUGAUUGAUGAGUAUCUAGAAAUGGUCCUACAGUUUGGAUUCAUCACCAUCUUUGUGGCUGCCUUUCCACUGGCUCCUCUUUUUGCUUUACUUAAUAACUGGGUUGAGAUUCGUCUAGAUGCUCAGAAGUUUGUGUGUGAAUACCGGAGGCCAGUGGCUGAGCGUGCUCAGGACAUCGGAGUCUGGUUCAAUAUCCUUGAAGCGUUGGCUCAGCUUUCGGUCAUUUUUAAUGCCUUCCUGAUUGCAUUUACGUCUGAAUUCCUGCCCCGCCUACUCUAUCAAUAUGAACACAGUGUUCACUUGGACGGAUACAUAAACUUUACAUUAGCAUAUGCUCCCAACACCUAUGUGCAAAGCAAUCAUACCAUGUGCAGGUACAAAGCAUUCCGUGAUACAGAUGGAAAUCUCACACUGUUCUACUGGAAGCUGCUGGCUGUUCGACUUGGAUUUAUCAUUGCUUUUGAGCAUGUGGUGUUUUUUAUUGUCCGUAUUAUUGAUUGGAUAGUACCGGAUAUUCCAGAAUCCCUUGAGGUGAAAAUGAAACGGGAGCGGUAUCUGGCGAAGCAGGCAUUAGCAGAUAAUCAGGAUAUUUAUCUGUCGGAAGCAGUACUUUCGACAGAACCGUAAGCCAGCAAGUAGCAGCUAGGCCCCGUUCUGGGGAAAGGGGCUCACUGGCUGAAUCACCUGAAAAUAGCCCACCCAGCUGUUCCCAAGGCAAUAGGUGAUGUGGGGAUGUAGUCGCAGGAUGAUGGUAUUGAUUCACUCAGACAAGUCAAUGCUUUUGGUUUGGCAUCUGCUGCAGAUGUGGCAUAUUAUACCCUAACCAGCUGCCUGUGCAUGGCUGUGCAGCAUCUCUGUUUUAGCGAUGGAUAAAAGCAUCAAGAUUGACCCGUUCUGCUCUCCCUCCUCCAAACUCCCAACAGUGCUAAGGAUUGAAAAUACAUUGUGUGCUGACUGAUAUUUCCCUUUUCCUGAAUAAAGUGGCUCUCUGUUGUUACUGUCCUGAACACAUAUCCAACGCUGAUGGGCUGUUCCGUUGUGUUCUCCUUAAUGCGUUAGCACUGUCACCCACAACACUAAUUCCAACUGACUGAAGUAUAAGUGUGACAGUAUAGCAUAAAGUAUGCAACUUUUUGCCACUACAUCCUUAAACCUUUGAGGCCUGUGUGUGACUAGAAAUGCCCUGGUCAUGAACCCCGAAAAGGAUGGAACUCCUCAAAGACGAUGUCAACCCUACUAAGGUGAGCAAGCAGGCUGUGUCAAGGAGCUGACCAGACACAGCGAGGACACAGAUUUACACUUCAGCUACCAAAAGAGCCCAAUUUGAAAUGCCCCGAAUCCCUCUGUCUAAUUCCAGAGCAGGUAGACACAGGCAUUUAAGGCAUACAUAUGUUUUUGGACCAUGCACAAACGCACAUGAACAUGUUGCCAGUUGCUCGAACUGUGGAGGAACUCUUUUGUUCAGUAGUAAGCCUUAGUUGAGCCUUGCUGGGCUGGUAUCUACAAGCCGAACAAGAAAGCAACAGAGCGCUGCCCUGCUUGGAAACAUGACAACAGGAAGACCAAACCAUUUGAAUAUAUAUCACUGCUGCUUUGCCUUCUUACUGUGCAUCAAUCACAAAAGUAAAAGAGUUGCUCAAUAAAGAAUAUAGAUCCAAACGAUAUGUGACCUGAACUUGGUCCUCACUGCAUUUUUGCUUGGUAGAGAUCUGUAUUUUCAGUAACAGUAUGUAACCUCAAAGACUCACAUGUAAAACUUGUCAAAUGACUCCCGUAUCUCUACUCUGCAUCUAUUCCAACCUUUCUUGUCUCUCUCUGUCUCUCUAUUUUAUCAAAACUACUACAGCUGAUGCUCAUCUGAACUUGCCUAUUUUGUUCCAAACAAAAAUUUGAAUUGCUGGAAAAGCUCAGCAGAUCUGGCUGCAUCUGUGCCGAGAAAUCGGAGUUAAUGUUUUGGGUUGAGUGACCCUUCCUCAGAACUAAAUAAAAACUAAAAGAACUGCAGAUGCUGUAAAUCAAGGGCAAAAACAGAAGUUGCUAGAAAAGCUCAGCAGGCCUGGCAGCAUCUGUUUAAAAAAAAGUUCAGAGUUAACGUUCUGAGGAAGUAUCAUUGGACCCGAAACAUUAACUUUGAUCUUUUUCUUCAUAUAUGCUGCCAGACCUGUUGCGCUUUUCCAGCACUUUCUGUUUUUGUUACUGACGUAUAGCACCUGCAAUUCUUUCAGUUUUUAUCUAGUAUUUAACUCACUGCCACGUCACUUCCGUGCAUUGCCCACCUUGAAGAUGUUUUUGCCUAUUUUGUUUCUCCCCACUUCCCCUUCACAGUGUUGAAAUAGGGGCAUACCGCACCAGCUUAGAAGCCAACUCAAAAUUCAAUUUUUUCUCCAUAUAUCCAUAUAUGUAUAUUUAUAUACAGAUGUAAAAUUAACCACUUGUAUUUAUAAUAGCACCUUUAGUGUAGUAAAACAUCCCAAACUGCUCGGCAAGAAUGUCCAAAAGCAAAGUAUUAUUUUGGGGCACAUGAGACAAUAUUGGUGCAGAUGCUGCAAGAGAUUUUGAAAUUUGUCUUAAGGGAUGAAAGAAUUGAGCAGAGACAGAAAGAUUUAGGAAGGGAAUCUAGUCCUAGUACAGCUGAAGGUACAGCCACAAUUAAAAUAUCUUGCGCCUCAAUGCCAAACUUUAUUUGACAAAUGACCAUGUGAAGCGCCUUGUGAGAUACAAUGUAGAUGCAAGUUGUUCCAGGGGUGUGCAGGCUUUUACUUUGUGCUUUAUCAGUUUCUGAAGAUAUGCCAAAACACUUUAUAGCUAAUUAAUUGGUUUUUAAAUGCAGUGACUAUUUGUAAUAUUGGCAAAUGCAGCAGCCAGUUUGCUCACAGCAGGGACCCACAAAGAACAAGUAAAAUGGAGGCAGUCAGUCUGCUUUGCUGGUGCUGGUUGAAGGUGGAAUAUUGAUGUGUACACCAGGAGCUUCGGUUAGUUUUGUGAGAUCUUUUACAUAUACAUGAACCACUGGCAGAUAGAACAUUCCUUCAUUAAACAUCUCACCUAAACAGUAGAGUCUUGGAUAGUAGGCCUCCCUCAGUACAGCCCUGCAGAGUUAGGAUAAUCAUGUGCAAAUGCAGGAAGGGAGCUUGAAGCUCCAUCAGCAAUAUGAGUGUUACCCACUCAACCAAACGGUCACAUUCUUAUUCCAAUGAUUGGGAUAAAGAGACACCGCUAAUGGAAGGACAGAUUAAUACAAUACCUCCAUCCUUUAGGGCAUGUUGUUGAACUAAUGGGAAUGAUGGCUGUUCCAACUGAAAAUUAUGUUCCGGUCCAGCUGAGAUGGCUUUGACCCCUGAGGUAAACUAAGAACUUACAAAUACUUACUCCAAUCCAAUACACUGGCAAGUGCUUGUGAAGGGGCCUGCUUUAUAUCGAAGGAAGCAAAUACAAAGUAUGUGUUCAGUGCUGUGAAUGUCUCUGUUCUCUCCAUAAGUUUUACCAGGACUGCUUUGUUUCCAAACCGUUACUCUUCAUUCCAGUCCUGACAUUACAUCAUCGGCCUCAGCAAUGCACCACAAACCGCAACACUGAUUUGAGACUGUUUUGUGAUUUAUGCAUCCUUUAAGGAAAAAAAACUAAUGAUUAAUAUAGAUCCAUUCAGACAGAAGCUAAAGACCAAAUUUUUCCUUAAAAUCAAGUGAAUAAAUUGUCCUCUGGCAGUCCUGUGAGAGUCACGAAGAUGUUUAGAUGUGGUUCUAUUGCCUCUUUAAUGUAAUCAUAGUUGUUUGUGCUUUUUGUUCUGAAACUUGCAUUCUAAAUUGCUACAAAUCACACUGUGCGUAAAACACUUGCUGAACUGGUUUGUAUCUUCUGUACAUUUGCAUAUUUAGAUUGCAGAUGAAGUCUGACCUGGAUAUAUACCAACAUAUUUUGAUUGAAUAAACUAGUUCAUGUAAUAGUUUAUUUGAAAUUUUGUUCUUUGGAGUUAAGUUAUAUAAGAUUUAUUCCUUUUUUUUUAUUCCAACUUCUUGCUUCUCUAGAUCUUUGAGAAGAAUUACAGGUUCAAUAGUGUUCGACAUGUUUUAUUCCAUAAUUCUCCCUUUUUUUGGCAUAAUAAUCGGCAGGGCAGACAGUCUGACAUCUCUGUUCCAUUUUUGUCUUAUUUUGCCUAUUUUAUUAUAGGUAUCUUUCAUUUCUGUGUUUGAAAUUGCUUUCAUAAGUAGCGGAUUCUUUGAAUCAACAAGUUAACUUUCUCUUAACUCUGAUCUUUUAAACUGUGAAAUUUUAGAUAGGAUACAAGCACUCAUGAAGUUAAAUGCAGUUUUCAGACUAUUAUAUUUGCCAUGCGGUCUCAGUAAAGUUCUCUGCAUGAACUCUUACUAUUUGUUUCAUCAGCAAUUGGUUCUAUUUU